AUGACUUCUCCAAUUAUUCCUUCUAUCUCAGCCUCCAUUUGGGGCGUAAAGCGCCCCCGAGAGCCUGACACCGUAGAGGGCACACGUUCAAAGGAUGGCCACAAUCAGGUCCCUAGAUUCAAACGCCGACGCCAUUCGGGCGAGUUCGAUCCAAAGACCUACUUUUGCCCGCGUCCACCCGCCGCCAACUUACCUGACACCCGAACAGCCCAAGGCGAUACCGACCCUACCUCCUCUGAAUCCAGUUCUUGCGCAUUUAAACCACGUAUACUCAGCAGGUUCAAAGGAAAUGCCACAUUUCCCGAUCCAACGUACAGCGACGCCUUACUCGGCACACGAACGAACGCCGAUGAAUCUGUCGAAUUCGUCGACGGAAUACCAAAACACAGCACCUUUUAUUACCCUCACGGAGAUCUCAUCAUCAAAACCAAAGAAUAUAUCUUUCGAAUCCACCGCGCGAUGUUGUGGGAAAUGCGGUUCUUUCACGACAUGUGGUACGAAGAGAUAGGCGAGAGGACGGUGGUAGGGAGCAAGGGAAUUACGAAGAUCGAUGGGGUUGACGCUUACGAGGAUCCAGAUUCUGAGGCAUGGCAUUAUAUGUGCUACAUUUUCUACAAACCAGACGCCACAUACCCCGAACUGUUUACCGUUGACCUCAUCGCCCUCUACCUCAAGAUAUCACGCAAAUAUGGCUACUCCUCCAUGCGCUCUGUCGCCGUCUGUGCUCUCUCUCACUUCGCCCCCUCUAAGCUCGAAUCGUACAACACUCGCCACUUUUGCUCUCCACCCCGCGCUUUUCCAUUAGAGAGGGACCCACUCACAGACGAUGACGAAUAUGACUAUGAGGAAGAUGAAAAGACGGAAAGAGGCUCCCAGGCAACUACAGAAUCUGGCUCUGAUCCGGAUCGGGACAAAAAGUCAGAUUCAGACGCCGAUGCGGAAGGAGAGACGGACUCAGAUUCAGACGCUGAUGCGGAAGGAGAGACGGACUCAGAGAUUGCUGACGACAAGGAAGCAACCCCAGAGCCUGAAAGAGAUUAUUUCAGUGAAGACUCGGGAUCAUCCCUCUCAGGCCAGUCAGAACUCGAACGCAACCACGAACUCCAGCCAGCCGACCGCAUCUUUGCUCUCCAGCUCUGUCUCGAGUUCGAUAUCCCCGAACUACUUCCCAUGGCGAGCUAUCUGUGCGCGCAGCUGCCUAUAAAGGACAUACUCUGUGGUGCACGAAGGAGGAGGUUAGCGAGAGUGCGGACGAGAUCGGACGAUACGCAGCGAGACUGGGACUCGACGGGACCCUUGUUUCGAUUAGACCCUGCGCAGGCGAUCACGAUCUUAAAAGGCAGGGAGGCGCUGAUGCACGUCCGCAGAGACUUCAUGUUCUCGCCCUUCGCUCACCACAAAGACGACGACAGGCUUUCUGUAGUCGGGCCGCUCGAACAAAAAAGCCUCGAAACCCCACUGUCACUCGGAUGCGACAAGCAAGUAAGAGGCCCACGAUACGGAUCUAGCGACCGCUACACUUGCAUUGAGUUCCUCGUCCUCUUCUGUCGCAUGCUCGGAGACAAGGACAGCUCUAUGUUUUCGAAGGACAACAGUCGGCGGUUGCGUGCGUUGGACCUGUUACCAGACGAGAUCUUCACGAACUAUCUUUCGAAACAUAUCUGUCCUUCAUGUCUCGGGGGUUUCAAAUCGGAGAUGCACGCGCAACAGAGAAGGAUAUGGAGGUACAUCCCCAACGCCUUUGGAUUGGGAAGUUGGUUCCAUCUGGAAGAGAGGGCGAGACAGAGGUGGGAGGCGCUGAGUGGAUGGACGAGAGAAGCUGCACGUAGUAUCGUCGCCCGUGCGAAUAAAGCUGCUGGUGAGGAACAGCCGUGUGAUGGGUUGCGGGAUGCAGGCUGCGGGGUAAAACAGAAGAAGAGGGAGCAGGCAGAAAAGCAGGCAGUGUUAGAGUACUUGGCAGAAGACGGGGUGCCAUGGACGAAAACAUUUGUGGAGUGGUCAGAGAAGAGGAGAGCGGAUGAGGCAACGGAAGCUGACGAGGAUCUGGAGCCUCAAAAUCAGGUCGUUGAUCUCCGGACCUACAUUCCCUUCUCACUAGUCCCACAAGGCCCUUGA
This is a messenger RNA of Stereum hirsutum FP-91666 SS1, 2115 nucleotides long. RefSeq lists its product as uncharacterized. Bases 1 to 2115 code for a protein of 704 amino acids. The transcript is spliced from 3 exons. The record is from RefSeq and is a predicted model, not a curated record. NCBI's taxonomy places the organism in Eukaryota, Fungi, Basidiomycota, Agaricomycetes, Russulales, Stereaceae.